This is a messenger RNA of Tripterygium wilfordii, 823 nucleotides long. RefSeq lists its product as uncharacterized. The transcript is spliced from 2 exons. Bases 133 to 573 code for a protein of 146 amino acids. Lineage: Eukaryota; Viridiplantae; Streptophyta; Magnoliopsida; Celastrales; Celastraceae. The record is from RefSeq and is a predicted model, not a curated record.
AUUGGGUGCAAUCAUAUAACUGGACCCGCUCACAUGUCAUUCUUACGCGAUCCCCCGUAACCAAAAACACGCUUUAAAAACAACAAACCCCCUCCCGCCUAGCAAAGCGUCCAAGCCGCCUCUAUCUCUUCAAUGUCGAAACAGCCAACCCCGUCGCCGUGUCCUCUUUACAAGCAGCGAUCCUGGACGCCUGACACCGAACGAGAAGAGGCUUGGUUACGGCGCAAGGGAAAUCGCCCAAUCACGCCCGUCAGUCGCAGCAAGAGCUUGACAGAUGAGGAUUUGCAGGAGCUCAAAGGCUGUAUCGAGCUAGGUUUCGGAUUCGGACAUGAUUCUCCCGAUUUAGAUCCGAGAUUGUCUGAUGCUCUCCCUGCUUUGAGCCUUUACUGUGCCGUUAACAAGCAGUACAACAACGUAUUAAAUUUAACGAGAUCGUCGUCGCUGUCGUCGACGAGCUCUGAUGGUAGCAUAAUUGAUCCAGACGAUGAUCCGGAGAUGGUGAAGACGCGGUUGAGGCAGUGGGCCCAGGCGGUGGCUUGCUCUGUGAAGCAGUUUUCAGGGGAACCAAGUUGAAUAUGUUCAUUAAGCAUCCAAACGCCGCCGUUUAAGCAAAAUUGGUGUACAGUUUCUUCGUCCCCGACUAGAGAUAUAUAGAUUGGUUAUUAGUUCAUGCUUUCUUUUAUUUAUUACCUUCUUGGAUCUUCUUUUUUUUCUUAAUUUGUUUUUUAUAUUGGGGGAUGAAAAAGAAAAUUUUAAAAAAUGGGGUGAUGAUUUUCUGAUCUUUGAAUAUAAAUGAAUUGCGAACACACAAUUUGAAAGAAAA